AUGCAAAUGAGCAGUUGGCCGGCCCCCAUCAUGCACCGCGGGUCCUUCUCCGGCGUGAGGGCGGCAGUCAUGCGCUGGCGGAGCGCGCGGGCGCUGUGUUGGGGAGCGGAGGCCUACCCGCCGCCAGGGCCAGCCGCAGUCCGGGCGUCGAGUGGGGCGCUGUGGCGGCGGCUGCGGGCGGGCGGCGCCUGCGUGGUGCCCGGCUUCCUCAGCGAGGGAGAAGAGGCGUCGCUGGCUCGGGAGCUGGAGCCGCAGCUGCGCCGCCGCCGCUACCAGGACGAGCAUUGGGACGGGGCUAUUCAUAAGUACCGCGAGACAGAAAAAUCACAUUGGAGCAAGGAGAAUCAUGAGAUUUUGCAGAGGGUCCGGGAUGCAGCUUUUCCCCCAGAAGUGCCACAGCUCACUCAAGUCCAUGUCUUGGAUUUGGAUAAAACUGGGUACAUAAAGCCUCAUGUAGACAGUGUCAAGUUCUGCGGCUGUACCAUUGCAGGCCUUUCCCUGCUGUCCUCGAGCGUGAUGCGUCUGGUCAGUGAGCAGAAUCCACAGGACUGGCUGGAUCUGUUGCUAGAGCGCCGAUCUCUCUACAUCCUCAGAGGGCCAGCUCGUUAUGAGUUCACUCAUGAGAUCCUUAAAGACGAGGAAUCCUUUUUUGACGGAAGGAAGGUGCCCCGGGAGCGAAGGAUAUCGGUCAUCUGCCGGAACCUGCCCUUGCCAUCUGAUUCUUCAUAGAAUUACAAGUUGGGACUGUAGAGGCUGGCCGUUUUCUACAGUUGAAAUUUAGGCUACUUCAUCUGUUGGAGCUGCUUCUCAAGAGGUUGCUCUCACCUGCUGUUUCAUGGGACUCAGCUUUGCGGCCAGAAUAUAGGGAGGGGAUUUCUCCUCCAUGCACUAAAUGAGUCUGGGGACGUUCAAGAUCUAAGGAAGUAUUCUGGCUACGGACAGAGAGAAUGGAGUCCUGCAGAGGAUUGGAGAAUGGAACUGAUUGUACUUAACCAAAGUACUGUUGAUCUCAGGAAAAUAAAAAACCCAACGCUGCUUCUGUGAUAUGUGUUGCAGCAGCCAGGGCUGAAAUUAA
Elgaria multicarinata webbii is the source of this 1075-nucleotide messenger RNA. It is a transcript of the gene ALKBH7, whose product is annotated as alkB homolog 7. Gene Ontology annotation, biological process: DNA damage response; fatty acid metabolic process. The record is from RefSeq and is a predicted model, not a curated record. Lineage: Eukaryota; Metazoa; Chordata; Lepidosauria; Squamata; Anguidae. Bases 1 to 729 code for a protein of 242 amino acids. The transcript is spliced from 4 exons. Gene Ontology annotation, cellular component: mitochondrial matrix.